AUGCUUAUAUUUAUUUCCCUAUUUCUCGGUGUAAAUAGUUUUGAAUUUUCAAUUCGCAAACAAACUAUAAGAUGCUUCAGUGAAGAACUCACAAAAGGUACAUUAUUCUGAUAUGAAACACAGGUACUGCAAAAAUCUGGCACAAUUUGGACAAGAUUUUCUUAUAAAGACGUCGAUCAAAUUCAUGAAGCUCCAAGCACUCACUAUGAUAAUUUAAACUACACAGCAGCAAACGACGGUACAUAUCAUUUAUGCAUUGAAAAUCAAAGCCCUUCCGAAAUUUCAGUGUCCCUCGAUAUCAGAAUAGGAAUAGAUGCCAAAAAACCAUCAGAUCCAUUAUCUGUAAAAUCAUUAGAUGUUUCAAAAGUCCAGCUUCAAAUAGUCCAGGAGUAUAUAAAGCAGCUUCAUAAUGAGCUUCAAUAUAUAAGAGAGCGUGAAGAGGAAAUGAGAAAUACAAAUGAGACUAUACAUGUUUACGAUCAUUAGCCACUAUUUUCUCUCUAAUAAUAAGUAAAAUUGUGCUUAUUAUUAGGGUAAUUUUUUACACGCAUUUUUUGGCUAGUCAAAAUUUAAAUUUGGCUUCCCAAACAAUUUUUCGAGCUAACUUACGUCUUUUUUACCAAAAUUCUCUUUAAUGGACUAUUCAUUGUAGACUAGUAUAUAUAUUCUCGGGUUAUUUACUACACAGCUUUUACAAUAGUUAUGCUGAUUUUGAUAUCAAUCCUCCAAAUAGUUUAUUUCCAGAAAUACUUAAAAUCUAAGAAAUUAAUUUAA
Messenger RNA from Blepharisma stoltei, 774 nucleotides. The record is from the annotation of a GenBank genome assembly. Lineage: Eukaryota; Ciliophora; Heterotrichea; Heterotrichida; Blepharismidae.